CAACCGGCGUUGAUCAACACAGUUCUUUGGGGCGCAGAUAAAAACACAAAAUAAUUGUUUUCAUUGCAAAUUUGUAAGAAUUUAAGGCACAAUGUCGCUAACUCCCUUUCUGCGCCUGCCCCUGACGGACUUGACCGGCUGCCUGAUCAACCAUCAAACUUACGACAAAUGCGGCAAAUUUGAGAUGAAGAUGAUGGAGUGCUUCGAGGCCUACGGCUUGGAGCGCGGAAAGCGCGAGUGUGCCGACCUUAUUUCCGACUUCCAGGAGUGCGUUGGCAUGACAAAGCAACUGAUGCGUUUCCACGCCAUGCGAAAUGAACGCUAUAAGCAAUGGCUCAAGGGAGAGCGCAAGGGCUCGGAAUUCUUUGCAGAGUCUCCUCGCGUAGACGCCUAUUAGACAGAGAGCCUAUUUUCUCGAGUGAUUGCAUAUUGUUAGCCGCAAAUUUGUGUAAAAAUAAAGAAAAUUUAUAAAACUCAA
Molecule: messenger RNA, 478 nt
Organism: Drosophila serrata
Lineage: Eukaryota; Metazoa; Arthropoda; Insecta; Diptera; Drosophilidae
Gene: ND-15
Product: NADH dehydrogenase (ubiquinone) 15 kDa subunit
Source: RefSeq, a predicted model, not a curated record